Molecule: messenger RNA, 1485 nt
Organism: Naegleria lovaniensis
Lineage: Eukaryota; Heterolobosea; Eutetramitea; Acrasida; Naegleriidae
Exons: 1
Coding region: 1-1485 (494 amino acids)
Biological process (GO): conversion of seryl-tRNAsec to selenocys-tRNAsec; selenocysteine incorporation
Molecular function (GO): tRNA binding; O-phosphoseryl-tRNA(Sec) selenium transferase activity
Source: RefSeq, a predicted model, not a curated record
AUGAAUUUUGACGAAUUUGGAGAAUUGGCUGGUAAGCUAAUUCAAGAGAAUCACGCUAAACAAGCCUUACAGGCUUUGAACAAGCAACAAAAGCUAUUUAAAACGUUAUUGUCUCAGCGUCUACUACCAAAAGAAGGUUAUUCCGAUCAACAAAUUGAAGCAUUACUUUCGCUUUUUGCGUCUAUGGAUACCAAUAAUUAUGAAAAUCAUAUCGGAAUUGGAGAGAGAGAAGGACGUGUGUAUAGUAAUUUAGUGAUGAAGAGACAUUUUCAUUUGAGCCAUGGAAUUGGCAGAUCAGGAGAAUUGACCUCCAAUCAACCAAAGGCAGCCGGAUCAAGCAUGAUUUUACAAUUAACAAAUUAUUUAGUCAAUCAUGCGCUGCAAAUUGCAGGAUGCAAGAAUGUCAAAAAGUCUAUUGUUGUGCCCAUGUGUACUGGAAUGACUUUGAGUUUGUGUCUGAGGACGUUAGCGAACGAUACCAAGCAACCGAACAAGAAGUAUGUCAUUUGGCCACGAAUCGAUCAACAAUCUGUACUCAAAUCAAUUGAUACUGCUGGGCUUGCUCCUCUAGUCAUUGAAAAUUUGGUGAACGAGGACGGAUCUAUUGAGGCUGAUAUUACAGGAAUUGAGAAGAAAAUACAACAAGUUGGAGCAGAAAACAUUCUGUGUGUACUCUCGACAACGAGUUGUUUUGCACCACGUGUUCCAGACGACGUUUUUGAAAUUGGAAAAAUCUGUCACAAAUAUCAAAUUGGACACAUUGUUAACAAUGCCUACGGUGUUCAAUCCAAAAUCAUUAUGGAGAAAAUUAACAAGGCAAUUGCUAGUUCAAAAUCCACAAUUACAUGUUUUGUUCAAAGCACGGAUAAGAAUUUUAUGGUGCCUGUUGGAGGUGCUAUUGUGGCAAGUGGAGGUGAAUGUGAGGAAUUUGUGGAUAAAGUCUCAAAAUUGUAUGCUGGUAGAGCAAACAUGUCACCGAUAUUAGAUCUAUUUAUUACUCUACUCUCGAUGGGAGCAAACCGAUGGAAAGAAUUACUCUCUGAGAGAGAGGAUCUUUUUCAAUAUUUCAUCAACAAGUUCAGAACUAAUGAAACCAAGAAUUCAAACGCAGCAGAAAAUACUGAGUCCAGCUCCAUUGAUACUUCUUCAACGAAUAGUUCUAAUACUUCACUCGAUCAUCCACUCAUCACAGGAUCCAACUCACGUAAUCACAUCUCGUUUGCGCUCUCCCUUAACAUGAGUAAGGAACAGGCACUGAAACUGGGAGGCAGAUUGUUCUAUCGAAAUUGUACAGGGCCUCGUGUCGUUCUUAAAGAAGCAAAAAAGAACGUGGUUGGUAUUGAUUUUUUAGGUUACGGCUCGCAUACCAAUCAGUACCCCCAUCACUAUAUAACGUUGGCGUGUGCAAUUGGAAUUCAACAGUGUGAAAUUGACUCUUUUGUCCAAAUGUUUUUUAAGGAGAUUAGUACCUUAACGACUAAAUAA